This is a messenger RNA of Lingula anatina, 841 nucleotides long. RefSeq lists its product as uncharacterized. NCBI's taxonomy places the organism in Eukaryota, Metazoa, Brachiopoda, Lingulata, Lingulida, Lingulidae. Gene Ontology annotation, molecular function: calcium ion binding. The record is from RefSeq and is a predicted model, not a curated record.
UCACCCUGUUUCACUGACUACGACCGGACACCUCGGCCCUCUGACUCUCAACUGGACAGGUAACCCUUUUUAAGACGAGGACAUACUAAUUCAAAAACAGAGAAAUAUACAACAUGGCUGUUUUUUGACGUCUAACGGUCGGUCAGGAAAAUUCGCAACAUUUCACACUUACUGGUAAUACUUUCCCAGUUUCCAUAGAAACAAAAUGCCACGUGACCAGAGAUCAAGAAGAGCGCCUUAUGAGGUUGACGAGGGCAGCUCGACAGACAACGCCGCCUUUACAGGCCCGCGGUACGACGAAUGGGGGUACACGGUGCCCACAGCAAGGGGGCCACAGGGAGAAUACCGUCAUCAGCCGGUCCUCGCAUACUAUGCCGUGAAAGAUGGGUACUUCGCGGAACAAGGCAAGAGCUCCCCUCUCUCCACAUCCUCCGGCUCUGACAGCUACCAGGAGGUGUUCGGACAGAAGAAAAAGAAAGACACGAGGAGCUGUUCACCCUCUGCCGUUAUACCCAUAUUGAUAGCUCUGCUUGUUAUAGGCGGUAUCGUGGCCGCCGCUGUCUAUUUCGCAACGCGAAGUGAAAUGCCAUACACAGGGUCAGUUCAACCAAUAUCUCUUACCGGUCAGAUGACCAUAUCAAAUCAAAAUUAUUCCACUGCACUGGUAGAUAGGACAUCCGCACGAUUUAUAGCACUUGAGACGGAGUUUUGUAAAGGGGUGGAGUCAUCCGUCCAAGCUAGUCAGCUUAGCGGGUCCUAUAGCAGCUGCAGAGUUGACAGAUUCAGGUACAACCAGAAAAGCUCCAUGAGAGCGCAGACCUUCACAAAAGAAUACGAUUAA